AUGGCACAAAGGAUGUUUCAUGAAAGUGGACAAGACGGCAGAUCAGGUAAGAUAUGAGAGUGAGUUGACAUGCAUUUGAAUGUUAGAUUAAAGGCCAACGCUGAAAAUACUGAGAUAGUUUACAUGUUUUUAUUUUUACUUUUAGUCUCAGUGAAGCCCAGACCAUGUCUUUGUCGGUUUUUAAAGGACCUGCAGUAUUUCAAUAGAAGCCUAAUUGUUCACAUGAAGAAAUGAUCUAUAAACGCUGGAAAUAAACAAGAGCUAGCGCACCAGUUAUUUGCCUCAGUCCCUUUAUUCUCGUCUUAUGAACAGUGGUCCCUUUCUCUAAUGGGACUGAAAUGAACGGCUGGAGAACAAUGUUAUAUUUAGCCACUUGGUUAUUUCUGUUCAUACAUUUUUCAUUUAGCAAAGGGAGUGGAAUGAAAAGCUGCUGCUUUUUGCUUAAUGUGUCUCUCUAUGAUGUACACUGCCCCACCUCAUGUGUAACAUAAAGCUUAAAGGUUUUACCUGAUUUGGUUUAGAGAGCUGCAUUUCCUCUAAUAUUUCAUCAUCUCGGUCCUAAAAUAUUAAGUGUAUUGAAUUUAGUAGAAUAGUAAAUCACAAAUAUGUAUUUAAAUAUGCACAUUUAGGUUCAUUUUUAAUCCAGUAAUAAAAUAUGUGAUGUUUUGUCUUUUAAGGGAAUUAUGUAUCUGCCUUUAGUGAAUUCAUUCAAUUAUAAAUAAAAGAUCUUAUCAUGAAACUUCGAUUAUAUUUGAUCACAAUUCUGAAUAAAAUCUUUGAGGUGAGUCCAAAACUGACGAAGACUGAAUGUCAGCGUAUAAAACAGCGGUUUUUAGUCAAAAGCCAUGUUUACAUGGGCAAAGUCGCUUGAUCCAGUUAAAAAUUUGAGGGAUCAGAUAAUCUGAAUCCGGUGUUUAUAUGAACACAAAGUCAAAUAAUCCAAUCAUGACGUGUGUGUAUAUAUAUGCACCACGUUUCAUUCAGAUUAGAAGCAUUUUGACAUGCACAGAGUUGUCUGAUUUCGCUAAAACAACCACAGAAGAAGAGUUGUAUUUACGACUGUGCUGUCAACAAACUAACAAACGCGGUAGUGGCUCGCUCCAUCCAAUUCAGGAGUUUUCCCCCUGUUAAAUGCUGUCACUAGAUGGCGCCCUUGCAUACUUAUUUUACUGUUCUGACUUAUUAUUGUUAUGUUACCAGAGGAGCAGACACGGCAGCUGCGGUUGUGUUUUAUGCCAGAGUGUUAAUAAUAAUAAAAUCUCCUGUACUGGCCUCAAUAAAUAAGCCAAAGGCUAAAGAGUGAAGAUCGAGUCAGGUAAGAGAGUCAGGAUAAGUAUUUUCAUGGACGCAUUUCGGAAUAACGAUCGGCAUAAACCACCCCUCUCGAUCGGGUUACAAAUUCUUUCCAAUUGAGCCGAAUUGGAUCAGAACCUUCAGAUUGACAUGUUUACAUGACACAUUUUUAUUCUGAUUAUCAUGUAAACGCAGCUAAAGAUACCACCUUUCUCCGAUUAAAAGGGUUUGAUGGUUAUGGUACAGAGACAUACUGCAAUCAUAAUGCUGCCGACUUGUGGUCAGACAAAGAACAACUACAUAAAUGAUAGUGUUGCAUGUAUGUCAGUCAUGAAAGGUUAAUAUGUUUCCUGUCCUCUCGUGUUGCAGUACUGGGGACUCUAGCUGUGCAGGUGGAAAGAGACCCUAAAACAGGUGCUGCUGUUGUCAGGUCAGUGACCCCUGUGUCCGCAGCAGCUGGUGCACCUGCGGCCACCGCUGUAUUCGAUGAUGGCAGGAAGAGUAUCCACACUGUGGGCAGAGUGGAAAGUCCACCCUCUAAUGAAGAGCUCGGGCAGAUCCUGAGUGUUAUCGAUGGAGUUGGGAUGAAAGUGCUGCUGGACGAAGUUGAAGUCACGCCAAGCAGAGCAGGGACAAAGAUGGAGAGUGAAGGUGCCAGCAGAGAACCAGAGGGAAAAGUCCUGUCUUUUUCUGCCUGUCAUGCCCUAUCAGAGGUGGACAAUAUGCAGUUUGACAGCUCCAGAAGCAACAACGUGAGAGCUGAACUGGGACUGGAGAACUGUGCUGUGAGCAUAGAAAACAAGGAGGACAGAAGCAUCACACCGGUUCAUAACCAAAGCGCAGUAGAAGUAGAUAAUAACGUUGAUGAAAAGCUGGUGGAAGGCCCAGUCACUCUGUUGUUUUUGGGAUAUGCUGAUGACUCAAAUGACCAGGAUCCAGAUCCAGAAAACCAUGAAGGCAUGAUCACUGUAGAACGAGUGAUGAUCACCGAGGAAGGAGAAGAGCACGUCCUGGGGCCUGAAACAUUCCUCCAAGAAGAAAAAGAAGCCAAAGGAGUGUUUCAAGAUGUUCCUCUAGAGGGAAACGGGGCAGGCAGUCAAGUCCAGAAAGAGGAGGAGCAAAAGGUUCCUCAGGAUUCAUCUUCACCCGCUAAAGCACAAGAACAGGCCACGUCCUCGCAGAAGAAGAGCUGUCAGUGCUGUUCUGUCAUGUAA
Xyrichtys novacula (pearly razorfish) is the source of this 2507-nucleotide messenger RNA. The record is from the annotation of a GenBank genome assembly. Lineage: Eukaryota; Metazoa; Chordata; Actinopteri; Labriformes; Labridae.